Galleria mellonella (greater wax moth) is the source of this 1424-nucleotide messenger RNA. RefSeq lists its product as uncharacterized. The transcript is spliced from 2 exons. The record is from RefSeq and is a predicted model, not a curated record. Bases 342 to 1409 code for a protein of 355 amino acids. Lineage: Eukaryota; Metazoa; Arthropoda; Insecta; Lepidoptera; Pyralidae.
CACACGGAAUGCGCCGGUCGAUCGUUACGUCUCUACCAAAUAUUACUACAACCAUCUAUCGAAAUAUUCAAGAUUGGAAUAAAAAAUAAUAAUUUAAAAAUGUAAUAUUAUAACCUGAAAGUAAACAUUGUAUCACGAAUUGUCUACACAUUUUCGAGCCUUCGCGUUUUGUAGAUGGUCCACAAUUUUGUAGCGCAACAAUGUGUCAAUAAACAGUAGCCGCAGCAGGAUGUGCACGAAACGGAACGCGAAUCAAUUAUGAAGACAAAGCGAACUUUCGCACGCAUAAGAGGGCAUCGCGUGACUGCAUGCGUUAGCAUUUAGCUCGAGUGCCCUGUAAUAUGCCGGCACUCUGGCAGUCAUCCCAGGGGCCUAUGUACGUGAGGACGAUCUGGGUGGAUGGCUUCCGGCACGCCAUACUCUCACAUGACGAUCCAUACUUAAUAAAACUUAACGCGAAGAAGCGACGUCCGCAUUCUUCUGCUAGUACAACGAACACGAAAUUUACUACGCGGUCAAGGAAUUCCAGGCUGAACAGUCACGACGACAGUUUGGAAGACUGCUUGAGAAAAUUGGACUUUGUGAUAAGGAGCGAUAGGUCUCAUAUUGCGAUUCGACCGCAAAGAAAAAACUUAUACGACCUCGACAUAGAACACUUGAAUCUAACGGAUAUAGAACCAGAGUCUGAAGACGAGUUUAUUAUAAAGGCGACUCCGCAGCCUCUGAACGAAUUUGACAGCUACAGAUCCAAUACUAGCUUUAAUUUGACCAUGAAGAAUUUGAGACUCAACAGAACGGCCAGGACGGAGGUUAAGGAGAAUACUGAGCUGUCUGACAGGGUGUUUCAGUGGUUAGACUUGGCCGGAAAAGUGAAUUUGCUUGGCUCUGAAGACGCAGAAAGAAUAGCCCAGCCGAGACACAGUUGGCCCGAGAUCCAGAGGAGGAAUUACAAUUUGAUGAAGUCUAAAACUGCCGUAGACGUUAGAGGCAAAAUCCCUUUGACGAAAGCGUGCGACAGUGAGAAAUCACACAGUGGUAUUAUCGAUCGGCACGAUUUUUAUGUGCCGACGUCGGCGAAUACAAUUGAGAACUACGCGCGGCAGUCACGGAACAUGAAGUGCACGUCACGAAACGAGAGCAAUGCGAAAAUAAAAGAGACCACCAACAAAACAAAGUCCAGAGAGUUGAGAAACAACAUGGCGGAGACACGGCACAAAGUUGCUACGGAACGUAGCGCGGUAGAAAAGCAAUACGCUGAUUUAGUUAGUAAGAAAUUGAUACCGGACAUUAAUAAGAGCACUAAAAAGCAAGUGCACAUAUUCAUACCAGAGGUAGCCAAGAAAUUAAAUGCAAACAUAACGAGUAGAACUGAGAGUCUUUUGUCACAAAAAUCUUCAAUUGUAAAAUAAAGAAUUCUGAAAGGA